Verticillium dahliae VdLs.17 is the source of this 2573-nucleotide messenger RNA. RefSeq lists its product as uncharacterized. Lineage: Eukaryota; Fungi; Ascomycota; Sordariomycetes; Glomerellales; Plectosphaerellaceae. The transcript has a single exon. The coding region runs from base 1 to 1950 and encodes 649 amino acids. The record is from RefSeq and is a predicted model, not a curated record.
AUGGGCAGAGCACCAUUGACCCCCAAGAUUGCCAGCAAGGCACAACACCAUCACCAGCAGCCGCCCCUCGUCACACCUCUCGCCCGCCGAAAAACAGACCUCGGCCAUGGGUCCGCCGCCUCAGGGGCAAGUGGGGGCCCUGGUGGUGGUGGUGGUGGAGGUGGUGUCAAGGACGACAUCACGAGCCCCGUGUCGGCAUUCCUGAGCCACAACAUCACGCCACGGUCGGGGAGCAGGCAGACCCGCGUCGACAGCGCCAGCAGCACGCCGACCGGCACGCCGAAUCCAGAACGAAACAGCGACUGGGAUACUCGGUCGGCCUUUGCGUCCGUCUUUGACGGCGACAUGAACAGGAAGCACGUCGUGACAUUCAGCCCGCCAUCUGAUCUUGGCAGCAGGAAUGAUCCCUCCGACUCCAAGUUCUUCUACGCCAGUGAUGCAAAGCCUUCCUCUCAACCCUCUCUCCUCAAGACGCAGCAGCAACAGCAGCAGCAACAGCAGCAGCAACAACCCAUCAAGACGCCGACUUUUAUUUAUGCAAAUGGCAGCGCCAUCGAGAGGAAUCGGCCCACGUCGCCCAGCGUCGUCCCAGGCUUCACACCAGUGUUGGCACCGACGCAGGAGGCACAGGCAAGCAAGUUCUUCUACGCCAACGGCGCUCCAGACUUUCAACCCGCCUACCGACCGGCUUCCGCCGCCGGCUCAACCGUAUCAUCGAGCUCCAAAAUGAACGCCCCCAGAGCAGCACCGACAAUCGCGACCGGUGGCUUUGCUGCUACGAGCCGGCCCACGUCACCCAACAAACAAACCCAACCGAUCCCACCGCCCUUGGCGAGGACGGCCACGUUAUCGCCACAACCAGCGAGUCGGCCGCAGAUGGCCAGCCCGCCGACGCUCGCCGCACAGCCAGCUGCGAAACGAAGGGUCAGCAUCGAAGUCCCACCGCAGCAUGGCUCUCAUUCUAGAAACGGCAGCGUCAGCUCGGGCGACGCCAUCAUCAUGUCGAGGUUCAUGGCCUCGCACCCCUCUUCCGAGCUCUCUUCCCCGACCUCUGCGCCCAACAACCCCGCCGUGACCAUGGCCUCUAUUAUACAAGCUGCCGAGGACCUUACCGAGUCGGAUGAUUCCAAAGGUCAUGGUGAGCUCCAGAGCCCAACAAAGUCGACGCACUCGAGUGACCCUCUCAACGAUCUCGUUGCCCAUGCCCGCCGGGAACGAAAGGUGCAAGACCUGGAGAUUACCAAUGCAUCUCUCGAGGCCAUCAACAGAUCAUUAGAGCGUCAACUACGUAAACAGACUGCCGAGCUAAGACGGUACCGCAGACUGUCGCGAUCCGGCCGCCUGUCCCUGACAUCUAUGGCUUCUAGCCGCGUUCCAUCCGACUCGACGGUGGGCACGGCGGUCGGGAUGGAAGGUGGUCUCGAGCUAUCCGACCUCAGCGAGGAUGAAGGCGAGGACGAAGAAGAGGAGGAUGACGAUCUCGGGUCGCUGUAUGACACGGACCCCUCCGAUAGCGAAUCCAUCUCCAGCCCAGGCCUCAAAGCCGCUGACCGCCGCCGCAAGCGGGAUGAGCGGCGCCUCCAGCUCGACCUAACGAAGCACCGGGAACUCCUCGUUGACAGCCAAAAGAUCAACCAGAGCAUCAAGCGCUGCCUCAACUGGACCGAGGAGCUCAUCAAGGACGGCAAGAAGGCACUCGAGUACAAGGUGCGCGCGAGUGACGUGGAGCUGGCGCCAAGGGUCCUGGCACCGCAGUACGAAGACGACCCAGAUGUGCUAAAGUCUGGGGACGUCGGGGACGACGACGGCGACAUUACUCUGUCAGACUCCAUCUUGGAUGAAGUGCCACCUACGACUGCUACCCUCAAGGGAGCGAACCUCGCGCCGCCAUGGAGUGGCGAUCCGCAAAUAAGAGACAGCGGCAUUGAGCUACCCACUGACGAGGGGUAGACUUUGUCAGCUGCUCGACUGCCAUCCACCUUCCACUAUAAACUCUUCGCACAUACACCUUGUAAUUUCCACGACCUUUCCCGUCAUCGACCCGGCGUCGCGGCGCCACAUCACUCACCACUCACACACACACUCACGGACCACGGCUUUUCCUUUUUCCACAACACAGCAUUGCAUCGCGAGGGAGGGCACGGCAAAGACCGUAUGCCCGGGGCGUUUUUGUUUCCAUCUUUUAGCAGGCGGGGGCUUAGCUCCGGUUGACAUUACACCUGCGCCCAUUAUUCUACACUGCUCCCCCACCAAGCCCAAACGUCACGCAUCUCUGCGGACAAGACGAGUUCGUACACUCGGAGGGAGUGUGCUAUCACCCGUAUUUCGGACUACCUGCAUCGGGACUCCUCCACCUCGUGUCAUCUGGCUCUGCUUUCUUUUGUCGUUUUUUUUUGUGUGUCUGUCUUGUUGCUGCUGCCUCGCGAAUGGAUAUUUCAUGUACCCAUUAGAUACCCCAGGAUCACAUAAAGAAUGGAGGAACAAGGCGAGCCUGACGGGCUCUGUCUGGGAGAUGCUAGCUAGUCAGCCAGCCGAGGCGAAGACGAAUUAUUCAAGAUGCUGCCGUUUCGUGA